Symbiodinium necroappetens is the source of this 1365-nucleotide messenger RNA. The record is from the annotation of a GenBank genome assembly. NCBI's taxonomy places the organism in Eukaryota, Dinophyceae, Suessiales, Symbiodiniaceae.
AUGGAGAAGACCGGCAAGGAGGAAAUGAUCCGGCCAACUUGCUGCAGUUCGAAGGUGGAUGCUUUGGAGUAUGCAAACGACGGCUUGCAGGGAAUGGACGAAGACAUCGUCGAGCUGCUGCACAAAAUCAGAGAGAGUCAAGAAAAGGACCCGGCAGCGACCGGCGCCCACUGUGGCUUCGUGACGUUCGCAGGCCGGCGUUUUGCCGAGCUGGCGCAGAGUCUUCAAAUCCAUGCCGACAGAAACCAAUGGCAGGUCUCUGCUGCGCCGCCGGCAGAUGAUCUUCGGUGGUCGGACCUGCGAGGAAGCCGGGAGUUGAACAACGGAAAGCGCCUGGUGGGAUGCCUUUGCGUGGCGGGCUUGUACAUCGGCUUCAUGCCUAUCACUCUCGCAAUCACGGUGUUCGCCAAGCAGCUCGAUGUAGGACCAUUCCAGCCUCUGUGGAAUGCCUUCGCGCCCACUCUUGGUCUCACCAUCUUCCUGUCCUUGCUGCCUUCUGUGAUGAUGGCCAUCUUCCGGGCGUUUUUUGUGCUCAAGGCGGAGUCGUUCGCGCAGCACAAGCUGCAGUUUUGGUUCUUCGUCUUCCAACUGAUCUUCGUGGUGCUUGUCACAACGGUGGGCAACUCCCUGCUGCACAAGUUUACGACCCUGGUCGAGGAUCCCACUUCCAUAUUCACCGUCCUGGGUGAGAGCGUGCCGAAUGUCACCCACUACUACAUGACGUACCUCGUCCUCCAGUGGAGUGCACACGCCAUGGAGAUGCUCCGGUACAUGAACUUGAUCAAGUUCCAGUUCUUCAAGGUGCUUUUCACUCCGGAGGAAGCGAAAAACCUGUCCGAGCCGGAGAACCAGGACAGCUUCGGAUUCGGUGCUCGCAGUGUCAACCUUUCCAUCAACGUGGUGCUGGGCAUCCUCUUUUGUAGCAUUUCGCCAUUGAUGCCGGUCUUAGCCAUGAUCGAUUGCUUGCUUGCUCGGCUCAUCUACGGGUACCUCGUCAUCUACACGGAGACCAAGAAGCCCGAUCUGGGUGGCGCGUUCUGGGUAACCCAGCUUGGCCAUAUGCAUUUGGCUCUGGUGCUCUACGUGAUCCUCAUGGUGGGUGUCCUCCAGCUUCGGUCAGAUGAGCCGGCACCAGGAAUCAUCGCCGCUUGCAGCCUGGUGUUUGUCCUAUGGUCUUUCAUCCGUUUCCGGCAGCAGUUCAGGUGGCAAAGGCUUCCUUUCAAGGAAGUGGCCUUUGUCGCAGAAGAGACCCUUGACCAGCAGAAGGACGAGGGUCGAGGAGAGGGAGAGUUGUCGGCCAAGUGCUAUGUGCAACCCGAACUCCGCGCAGCAGACAGCCUCGAAGCCGAAGCGACAUUGGCCUAA